AUGUCGAAUCAUAUUGAAGCUAGUGUCGAAUCUGGAUCGCAGGAGGACCACUCUGGGUAUUCUUACCGAGAUGGCAAGGAUCCCAGUCUUCCGCCCAAUCAUCCCAUCAAUGCACUGGGUAAAUGGAGAAAAUUCUUCAUUCUGAUAACACUCAGUUACAGUGGUUUCCUCGCCAAUUUCAGUGUUGCGAUCAUUCAAGUGGCAUUCCCAACUUUAGGCAAAGCCUUUGGAGUAUCUCCUGGCAAAAUCCCUAAUACUAUCGGUUAUAACCUUCUGGGUGUGGCUGUAGGGCCUUUGUUUUGGAAUCCACUAUCAAAGACCAUAGGCAGAAGACCAGUGUAUCUUCUUGGCUCCACGCUCUUCAUACCAUGCGUCAUCUGGAUGGCCGUCUCGAAUUCAUAUACCGUCUUUGCCAUUGCUAGGGUCUUCGCUGGUAUCACCUCCGCAUUUUCUCAAACUGUGCCUCCUGCUACAGUGGGAGAUAUAUUCGUAAAAGAGGUCCGAGGCUCCAAAAUGUCCAUGUUCGCUGUGGCUGUCGUUAUAGCUCCUGCUAUCGGACCGAUCUUCUGCGGACUGAUCGUCGAGAACACAAGCUGGAGAGUCCUCUUCUGGCUUAUCUUGGGUCUGGCUGUAGUGCAGCUGGCAGCUUUCUUCUUCAUAGUGCCCGAAACGCUCUGGAUCGAAUCCGAAGACACACCUAUGGCAGUCGCUCCUGUCCAGUCUGGGUCAGAUCUCCAACAGGUGUCUUCAAGCAACAAUGAUCAUGAUGACAAGGCCAUUGCUGAGCAUGUCGAAGAUACGAUCCAGAGCCCUGGCGUACGACAAGGGCACGUAGGUGCCGCCUGGAUGCCUUGGAAAAGACCAGGAGAAUUUUUGGCGAUAUCGCUUUCACCUAUUCUAAUGGCCAGGUACUUGACAAUUGUCAUCCCAUCUAUCUACUAUGGAUCCAUAUUUGCGUGGUCUGUCGGAAUAACCAUUGUAAUGCCGCAAAAAUUCGAAGCGCCCCCUUACAAUUUUGCGGUCAUCCCCCUGGGUGCUGCGUUCUUAGCAUUUGGUCUCGGAGGAGUCUUAGGCAAAUGGUCGGGCGGGAUUGUAGGAGACAAGGUCGUAUCAUAUAUGGCGAAGAGAAAAGGUCACCGAGAGCCCGAACAUCGUCUGUGGGCACUUCUCCCAAUCCUUCCCUUCAUGUUCGUCGGAUGCCUCAUUGUAGGCCUAGUAGUGAAACUACAACUACAUUGGAUUGCCUAUCUCUUUGGUGGUGGACUAUUUUUCUUCUGUCUUUCCGCUGCUACUGGGUUGUUGCAAACGUAUGUCCUUGAAGGCUACCUCUCCCGAUCAAUGGACACCCAAGCUGUGUUUGUUUUCUUCAAGUCUAUUUGGGGAUUCGCAAUUGCAUUCUUCGUGUAUGAUUGGGGAGAGGAGCACGGUUUCCUAUCUGAAUACAUCGUUCAGGGUGCUCUCGCAUCGGGCGUAGGUGCCAUACUAUGUGCCGUUCUUAUCCUCAAAGGUAGAUCGAUCCGCAAGUGGCAAGGCAUGCCGAUGGCUAGCAAUUAG
Messenger RNA from Kwoniella botswanensis, 1554 nucleotides. RefSeq lists its product as uncharacterized. Gene Ontology annotation, molecular function: transmembrane transporter activity. NCBI's taxonomy places the organism in Eukaryota, Fungi, Basidiomycota, Tremellomycetes, Tremellales, Cryptococcaceae. Gene Ontology annotation, cellular component: plasma membrane. Bases 1 to 1554 code for a protein of 517 amino acids. The transcript is spliced from 7 exons. The record is from RefSeq and is a predicted model, not a curated record. Gene Ontology annotation, biological process: transmembrane transport.